Messenger RNA from Drosophila mojavensis, 4940 nucleotides. RefSeq names its product cyclin-dependent kinase 12 (gene Cdk12). Gene Ontology annotation, molecular function: cyclin binding; cyclin-dependent protein serine/threonine kinase activity; RNA polymerase II CTD heptapeptide repeat kinase activity. The record is from RefSeq and is a predicted model, not a curated record. The transcript has 8 exons. Gene Ontology annotation, cellular component: nucleus; cyclin/CDK positive transcription elongation factor complex. NCBI's taxonomy places the organism in Eukaryota, Metazoa, Arthropoda, Insecta, Diptera, Drosophilidae. Gene Ontology annotation, biological process: positive regulation of transcription elongation by RNA polymerase II; protein phosphorylation; transcription elongation by RNA polymerase II. Bases 826 to 4491 code for a protein of 1221 amino acids.
GCCGAGCUCUGUCAAUGUCGCAUGCAGAUUUGAUGAGAAUUCUAAAAUGCUUAUUUUGCUUAUUUUCAUUAUGAAAAAUUGAAAAUAAUUCUUGCGAAAUCAUUACUAUUAUCAUAAUAUAAAUAAUUUCAAUUUGGUAACAAAUAUCGCGAAGUAAAUCAAUAUCUACGCAUAUUUUUAGGCACGUAAUGUGUGUUCUAAUGAUCUAAAAAGAAAGCAAACGUGUUAUUUAAUAAUGUAAGACGCAACACAACAAGUGAGUGCGUGUAUUACAAAAACAUGUCAAGUAUAUAAAGAAAAAAAGAACAGAAAGUGAAGUGCAGACAGUAAAAUAAAAUAUUGCGACUAAAACGUUAUCGACGAUAAUAAAAGUCUAUUGUCGGGAGUGCCUCCUGUAUAAGCACUCUAUCCGUUUUCGCUGUUAUGAUAAAUAUUGGAUUCAACUUAAAGAGGGUCUGACGUUUCUGCUUUCACAUAUGCAACGAUGUAAAUAUUAUAAGCAAAAAGUGAAAAUUACAAAUCAACAGACCAACCGACCGACGACCGCAUUGAUACACACAUAUGUACAUAAUUGUACAUACAUUUAUUAAUAUAACUCCGUAAGGCAAAGAUCACGUAGAGCGUCAACUCAAAUGUCAGCUACAUCGGUUGUGUUUGCGAGUUUUGUUGUAAAACUCUGCACUAAGUACUCAAAGUCGCGAAGGACGGAGCUCAACAUUAACAAGUGAAUAGAGUGAAAUAAACAAAAAAUUGUGAAUUUGGAUAAGUACAGAUCGGAACACAUUUAUAUAUAUAUAUUUAUAUAUAUAUAAGCAAGCGUGGAAAAUGCAUUCGUCGUCUGCGGCGUCGAGUGCGCUAGUGGAAUAUUCCGACGUUAGUUCGGAGGAUUUUUCUGAUCCUGAAACUGGAGAAAUCGACUCGGAUGCUGCAUUAGCUGGCCGAGGAGCAGCAACAUUAAACGCUUCCAAUCGAAGACCGGAAAAUCAGCUAAGAAAACAGAAUUGUGAUGCCGUUUUGCGCAUUACCAGGAACAAUGACUUCAGGAAAAGACGCAAUGACGAGAGUGAGGAUAUGGGCUCGAUUCUUGCAGUUGGUUCAAGAUCACGACAAGUUUCAGUUGUUGCCAGUAGCGGUAGUAGGGUAAGCAUCGGCUCUGUCCCCGAGAAACAGAAUCAUCAUCAUCGCAGCGAAGUCAGUCUGACGCCAGUCAAGAGCUCAAAGGAGGAACAAUGGGAUCGGGAGCUCUACAUGUCUAGCGAUACGAUAGACACGGAUGAGCUGGAGGCGGAAAUGAAACGGCAGAAGCGUAAAAAACUGAAGAAGGACAAGCAUAAGCACAAAUCAAAAAAGAAGUCCAAGAAGCGCAAGAAGAAGCGAGCGAAGUCAUACUCAAGCAUAGAUUCCCUAUCGGACAGCAAUCUCAAUUCGUUGCUGGACAGGCAUAGCCGAUACACGCCGCCAACGGCGCCGAAUCGAGCCAAAAGUGCCGAGCGUACAGUUAGCGCAUCUGUGCCUUCGUACACUCCUCACAAAGACAGUCAAAGCAGUCCCAUAUCAGUGGGCACUCCGCCUGCCCGACGUCCCAAUAGUAGUAAUAACGCCUACUAUGGCGAAGUAACCGCUGCUCCAAGCACUCCCUUAGGCAGCAGUCUGCAGGUGACGGUAAUGAACAAAACCACAAACAGUCGACAUCGAUCCCCACAGAUACGUUCCGGAGGUGGAGUUGGUGGCAGCAGUAGCAGCCAGCGUUAUGCCACUUCUCCGCGCACUCCACCACAGUUGCUGAGCCACUCGCAUCCAUCCACUGGCGGUGGCGCUGGGGUUAGUGGCGGAAGCAGCGCACGUGACUCGCGCAACUCUCGUUAUGUACAGAGUCCUUUGAAAGAUGAUCAUAGAUCAAGCAAUGCGUAUACAUCUCGUUAUUCAGGUGGUUCAGUUGGUGGACAGGUCAGCAGUCUCGAUGCGAGAAAGUUGAAACGCAUCUCACCAGAGCUGGAUCGCUAUCACCAUCAACCAAGCACGCCACCGCAUAAGCGACGAAAGUAUGGCGAUGGACGAGAUGUAUCUAUGUCUUCGUCUAUGGUCCCAUAUGAGCACGGCAGGCACCAUUCUGUUAAAUAUGAACGAUACAGCAGAGACCGAUAUUCGCGGAGGGUGUCCAGGAGUCCUAGUGUUCAUCGCCUGUCACGCAGUCGCCUCUCACCUGGCGGAGGAGGCAACGGAUCGGGUAACAGUAGCAUGUAUCGUCAACGAAGUAAUAGUCGCCAUAAUCACAGCAAAUAUGGCGCACCUCAUUCGCCUUCGCCACCAAUGCCGACGAGGACGUCUUCCAAGAGAGGCUCGGGUAGUGGCAUGGGCAUCUCCAAUGAUCGCUACUCCUCGCGUUCUCCACGACAAAGCUCGCGUUAUUACGAGUCAUCUCCACCGUCACCAGCGGGCGCCUCGGCCUCGACCUCACAUCACCAUCGACGAUCGCCUAGGGGUCAUCAGCAUCAUCGCAACAGCAGUCGCAAACGCUCUCCUAGCUCGGGAAGCAGUCGUAGCUCAGGGUCGUGCUCUCGUUCGCCAGCCUCGCGGGAUCUUAAGUACAAGCGCGAGAAAUAUAUCAAAAAGAUAAGCGAGACUAGCUUGUUUGCUGAGCUGGUUAAGGAUCGGCAUAAGCGGGAAAAGGCUCUUAAAGAGAUCAUCGAGCGAAACGAAGAGAACAGCAACAGCAACGGUGCUUUGACUAUCAACGAAAACAGUUCCUCGGUAGAUGGGAAUACGCCCAACGUUGCGGACAACCGAUCAGCACCUUAUAUGGCAGUUCAAUCCUCCGCUGGUGCAACGCCAAACGGAAUUGCUGGCAGCGGUGGCAGUGGUGGUGCUAAGCCUGAUUUGGACCUGAACAACAUUCCAAUGCCAAACAAAGAUACGGAGGCAUUAAAGUUGAAUUCGACUGUUGGUACCGGAGAUGUAACAGAUGCCUCCCCAGCAAUAGCCUCACUGACCUUUAAAAUGAAUGCCAAUCAAAAACCGAAGAGUCUUACGGCCUUACCCAUGCCACCUGGCAUGACUGUAGCUGAUUUAGAGAACGCGCCAACGCCAUCUCCUCCAGAUGUAGGCAAGCAAGCGACGCCGAAAUCAACAAAGAAGUUUUCCCCAGACGACAAAAAUCUAAACACCAGCCUUAAUGCCAAUGUAAAUAAAAGCCUUUUGAACCUGCCAAUGCCGCCCGUCAUACCGGGCAGCGAGGAGUUAAGUGGCGACGAUGAUGUCAUCGACAGUCCCGAGGACUUUGAUACACCCAGUGGCAACAGCAACAGCUUAAAUGUGAGUGCCAAUGCAAAUACAUCACAUACUGCCACCCGACGACGACCAGUGAUACUUAAUCGACGCGACUCGCGAAACAAUGUCAGGGAUUGGGGCGAACGAUGUGUGGAUGUGUUCGAAGUGAUUGCACAGAUUGGCGAGGGUACAUACGGACAGGUGUACAAAGCACGCGAUCAUCAUACCAAUGAUAUGGUAGCAUUGAAAAAGGUGCGAUUGGAACACGAAAAGGAAGGUUUUCCCAUAACGGCUGUACGCGAAAUAAAAAUAUUAAGACAACUUAAUCAUCGCAACAUUGUGAACCUUCAUGAAAUCGUAACGGACAAACAGGACGCAGUUGAGUUUCGCAAGGACAAGGGUUCAUUCUAUCUGGUAUUUGAGUAUAUGGACCACGAUCUCAUGGGCCUUCUAGAAUCGGGCAUGGUUGACUUUAAUGAGGAGAACAAUGCAAGCAUUAUGAAACAGCUUUUGGAUGGCCUCAAUUACUGUCACAAAAAGAAUUUUCUACAUCGAGAUAUCAAGUGUUCCAACAUUUUAAUGAACAAUAAGGGUAAAGUCAAGCUGGCAGACUUUGGAUUGGCCCGUUUGUACAAUGCUGAGGAUCGUGAACGUCCGUAUACGAACAAAGUAAUAACACUCUGGUAUCGACCGCCGGAGCUGCUGCUUGGCGAGGAACGUUAUGGACCGUCAAUAGACGUGUGGUCAUGUGGCUGCAUAUUGGGCGAACUGUUCCUGAAGCGCCCACUAUUUCAGGCAAAUGCAGAAAUGGCUCAACUAGAGACAAUAUCCAAAAUAUGUGGUUCACCGGUUCCCGCCGUUUGGCCAAAUGUAAUUAAGCUGCCACUCUUUCACACGCUUAAGCAAAAGAAGACGCAUCGUCGACGUUUGCGUGAAGAUUUUGAGUUUAUGCCAACAUCUGCGCUUGAUCUGCUUGAUAAAAUGCUUGACUUAGAUCCGGACAAACGCAUUACUGCGGAAGAUGCACUCAGAUCACCUUGGCUGAAGAACAUCAAUCCCGAUGAAAUGCCAACACCACAAUUGCCUACAUGGCAGGAUUGUCAUGAGCUUUGGAGCAAGAAGCGGCGUCGCCAGCUGCGCGAACAGCAAGAGUCGCUGCCACCAGGUGUCAUUUGCUCAGCUAAGUAUCAGCAGCACGGCGCUGCGAUGGUAGGGGAUGCCUAGCAUUUACUCUAUGCUUCAUACUACAAUGAAGAAGAGGAAGACUAUAAACAGCGAGAGGAAGUGGAGUGUGCCUGGUGGCAAAGUUAAUACCAUCAAAAAUUAUAAUCAAUUAUAAAUAGUUGGCAGGGAGACUCGCAGGCAGUUCGGGUUGACAUGCUCUACCAAAGCACUCUAUUCUUUAAGUCGUCUCUUAAACAAAAUAACUAAUUUAAGACUAUAUUUAAAUAGUGAUGAAUUGCUAAAAAAAAGAAAGAAAAAAAGAAAUCAACAACAGAAAACAAAAGAGCAUUUCGAAUUGACCGGUGUGUAAUAUUGUAAUAUAUAUAUAUACUAUAUGCAAUCAAAUAACCCAUUGCAAACUAAAUUGUUUAUAAUUUUUCUAAUGCUUAGUAUAAUAUCUUAAAUACAUAUUGGCAAUAAACAAUGAGCAUGAGAAAUAACACUAUCAA